This is a messenger RNA of Neospora caninum, 1095 nucleotides long. RefSeq names its product srs domain-containing protein. Gene Ontology annotation, cellular component: membrane. The coding region runs from base 1 to 1095 and encodes 364 amino acids. Lineage: Eukaryota; Apicomplexa; Conoidasida; Eucoccidiorida; Sarcocystidae. The transcript has a single exon. The record is from RefSeq and is a predicted model, not a curated record.
AUGGAAUGUCGCAUUUCCCUGUCAAACAGGUCACGGGCACCAGUGAUAGGACUCGUGGCUGCGGUUCUGUUCGUCUCAUGCUCGAGCGGCCUAUGGAGGAGUGAAGCAGCCGCACCACUAAUAACGCCACAAUGUGAUAAAAAUGAGGAGGUGACCUCUUGUAACUGCGGAUCGGAUGCAAGUUCAAACACAGGAGCCGACGGAAAGAGUAUCAGCGCAACUCUGUCUGAGUCGAGCAAUGGAAUCACUAUUCAUUGUCCCCAAACAGGAUUCAACUUUGUGCCCUCCGAAAAAACGUACGUAUGCACUGGAGGGAAAACGGAGGGGGCUCUGAAAACUUGUGAAGGUGGCAAUGGCAAGAAAUCUCCCAUCACGGAUUUCAUGAUCCCCGUUACCGAGAGCAACUCAAUAGCGUGGACGGAGACAUCCAGUACAACAAAGGAUUAUUCUCUAACAUUACCACCAGGCAGUUUCCCUCUUGUCGACAAAAGCUUUUUCGCUGGCUGCAUGGAAACACGCCAAGACAACGGUAACCCCAAGGAGUGCUUGGUGACAGUAAGCGUCACGGCCAGGACGUCGACCGUGAAAGACGGUGUUCUCACUUGCGCCUACGCCACAGACAGCAACUCCUCUGUUCUAGAAGUAACAUUGAACUCCGAGAACAACUCGCUGACUAUCCAGUGUGGCAGUGAGGGGCAGAUGGAGCCGACGCAGCAAUCUUUGACUGCCUACCACUGCGCCGGCUCCAACACAACAGACUGCCAGAAGGUGAACCUGACUGAGAUCAUGCCGACCUUCACAUCGAGCUGGUGGACAAAGGACGAGCAGAACAGUAAUGCACCGAAACUGGUGAUUCCGGAAGAUGGCUUCCCUGCCCAGGAAGAAACGAUUGUGCUGGGAUGCAGCCACAACAACAAAGGUGUCUCGACGGAUGAGGAGGAUGAAGGUGAUCAAACCGCCGCAGUGGAGCUGCCGACCUGCAAAGUGACGGUGACACUUGGUGCGAAUACGUCCGGUUCACAGGCCCCAAAUGUUUCCUUCCUCGGAUUGUUUACAUUGGUUUUCAUUCCGCUUAUGUGUUCUAUGUCUUACUGA